AGACGGGACAGGUGGUGUAGGACAUGGGAAACCAUAGAGCAACGCAGUCAGGGUCAGUGACGCAAGAGAAGAGAAGCGAAAGAGCUACCUUAGCUUAGUAGCUAACUGAUCUCUAUCCUUAUCUACAUCGCUGCGGUAAAUAGUGAGCAUAUUGCUAGACUCGUUAGCUGUAGAAAAGCAUACAGCUUUUUCUGAACGCACACCAUGGAGGACUGCUCAUUUAGGCCGUCCACUGAUAGUCUCGAUGACCCCCCAAAUAGCCGCUUGUUUCUGGUGAUAAGCAAAUCCAUAACCGAGGAUGUUAUCCGGGAACAUUUUUCAGUUUUCGGCGAAAUCCAGGACAUCUGGAUGGUAAAAGACAAGCAGACAAAAGAGUCGAAAGGAGUUUCGUUUGUUAAGUUUGCCAAAUCCUCACAAGCAUGCACAGCCAUGGAAGAAAUGCACGGAAAAUGCCUUGCAGAGGGAACCAAACCCAUCAAGGUGUUCAUGGCGCAGUCGCGGUCCUCCGGUAGCCACAGGGACGUGGAAGAUGAGGAGCUGACCCGAAUAUUUGUCAUGAUUCCCAAAACCUUUACAGAAGAUGAUUUGAAAGAAACGUUCAAGGAGUACGGUGACAUAGAAUACUGCAUUAUCAUUAAGAACAAAACUACCGGCGAAAGUAAAGGCCUGGGGUAUGUCAGGUACCACAAACCAUCACAAGCAGCUACCGCCAUAGAGAACUGUGACAAAACAUUCCGGGCCAUUCUCGCCGAGCCCAGGACCAAAAACUCUGGCGCCGACAACGACUACUUCAGCAACGCGCGGGCGGACCACGCGACGGGCGACCCGGGGAUGAGCGGCUACCCCUUCGCCGACGCCAGCAACUACGCCAUGGGGGACGGCCGGGGCUCCGACAUCAUCACCAGGUGCCUGAUGGUGUCGUCCAGAGCGAGCAUCACCCAGGAGCAGGUCUACGGCCUCUUCGACCUCAUCCCGGGGAUGGACUACUGCGAGAUGCAGAGAGACCCGUACGGAUUUAACAAAGGUCAGGCUAUGAUUCGCUACAACAACCUGGGCUCGGCUGUGUACGCUAAAGAGAAGCUGAACGGCUUUGAGUAUCCCCCUGGGAACCGGCUUGUUGUGGCUUACAUAGAUGACGGGGAGGAUCGGUCCAGCCCUGUAGGGAAGAUGGCCAUGCAGCUGGUCGCAGCCCAGAUGAUGUCCAUGGUGUGGAACGGUCCCUCUGGCCCCCAGCUGAUGAAGACCAGUGCUGGCUUUGCGGCGCCCAGCGUCCCCCAGAUGCCGCGGGUCCAGACGGACGUGGUCCUGCCGCCCCUGAAGAAGCUGGCGCCCUCGGACAGCUGGGUGAAGGAGCGGCUGUUCGUGGUGUUCAACCCCGCCCCCCUGCCCGUGGACGUGCUGGAGGACGUGUUCUGCCGUUUCGGCUCGCUCGUGGAGGUGUACCUGGUGCCCGGGCGCAACGUGGGCUACAUGAAGUACGCGGAGCGGAAGAACGCCAACGACGCCAUGGCGGCUCUCCACGGGAAAGUGGUCAACGGCGUCAAGCUGAAGGUGAUGCUGGCCGACCCCCCCAAAGAGGAGUCCCACAAGCGCCAGAGGACCUACUAGACACCCCCCCCCCCCCCCCCCCAGUCGGUAAGUCCUACAGAAGGGUAAGCAAGUGCCCUUAACUAAGUGCACAUAGGGGGCUGUAGAGUAAGCAAAGUGCCCUUAACUGUGUGCACAUAGGAGUCUGUAGAAUAAGCAAGUGCCCUUAACUAGUGUGCAUAGGGGGCUGUAGAGUAAGCAAAGUGCCCUUAACUAGUGUGCAUAGGGGGCUGUAGAGUAAGCAAAGUGCCCUUAACUAAGUGUGCAUAGGGGGCUGUAGAGUAAGCAAAGUGCCCUUAACUGAGUGUGCAUAGGGGGCUGCACAGUGAGCAAAGUGCCCUUAACUAAGUGUGCAUAGGGGGCCGUAGAGUACGCAGAGUGCCCUUAACUGAGUGUGCAUAGGGGGCUGUAGAGUAAGCAAAGUGCCCUUAACUGAGUGUGAAUAGGGGGCUGUAGAGUAAGCAAAGUGCCCUUAACUGAGUGCGCAUAGUGGGCUGUAGAGUAUACAAAGUGCCCUUAACACUAGACAUAGACACAGUCUAUUUCCCUUAGGAGUGUAAUUUUAGUCAUAUCUGCCAAAUAAGUAACUCAGCCUCGUAAGUGUAUUAUAUUUUGAAGACACAAUGACAGCAAAUUUAUCUCAGCAUUUGAAAUGUCUACUGUAUGGUCACAGCACUGCAUUCUAUUAUUACUUAAUGGAGGAAAAUGCCUGUAUCAAGGCAAGGGUAUGACUUCUGUGUUCUUAAUCCUCAUGUGAUAUUGUGUGUGUUUGUAUCUAAACUUAUUUACAGGUCAAGCACACAAACAAUACAUGACUAAGUCAAACCAGCACACGUGUAUGUAACGUCCUGCAUGCUAUCUGACUGAAGUAAAUAUCUUUAAUAACAUCUGAUAUAAUUCAGAUACACUUAAGAUGUUUAAUAUGUGUUUUUCUAACAAGUAACAGAUUAUAUUUUUUCUAUUCCAUCAGGUUAUGAUCAUAUUUAUUAAUACGACUGCUGUGCAGAGAUGAGUUUAUCCAGUAGAGACACUAGAUGGUGGUUUAAUUCAAACAUUAAUAAGGAGGUGACAUUACUCUCCCCAGUCAGAGGUGUAUAUGUACUGUAGGGUUAGAAAGGUAGCCAUGCAAAAGGAAUGUAUUUUCAGCUGUCGUAUUCAUAUGUAGCGAGGACGUAUUUUAUGUCGUAGCUGCAUGUUUGUGUGAGUACGCACAUCUGCCGAUGAAGACACUGGGACAGUGUAUAUCACUGAGAAUUACAGUCAGAACACCUUGUGAAAGGAGGUUGUAAUUCAGAAAUGAUCAAUUUGGUCGAUGAAAUCGCACCCUCAGUUCCAAAUUCUCAACAAGCAGAAAAUGUAAAUAGGAAAGUACACUUUUAAAUGCAUUUAUGGUAUUAAAAUGACAUUAAAAUGACCUUAAGAAUGUAAUGUAAUAGGGCAGCGAUGUAUCUUGCUAGCUGGCUCUGCUGAGCUGCUGGGGCUAAAAGAGGUGAGAAGCGCUGUGGUAAGACAGGUGCUCUGAGCCUUCUGUCAAAGCUGAGCUGGUAGGCUGAACAUUGCGUUUUAGGCAUUGUGGAGUAUCUGCCCAUGUGACCUCUGAUGUCAUCAUUGACCCCUUCAAAGAGCUUAUGAAAUGGUUUUUCCCAUCAUAAAUCUAAUCGAUGAACGAUUCAUCUAACAAACAACUUGUUUCAGUGGCAGAACUCAAAUUUAUCCGGAUUAUGGCCACAGAAAGAGGUUUUGCAUGAAUACUUAAGUGAAAUUCUAUUAACUGUGAACAUUUAAUUUUCUUAUUGCUAAUUUUCUACACUCUACAUGGCAGAUAAUUAUUUAGCUUGCUAGCUAACGUCAAAUCUCUCAUUGUCUCGUUUAUUUUUACAACUGAAUAAGGAAGUGCUUGUUGGCUACU
Molecule: messenger RNA, 3496 nt
Organism: Anguilla anguilla (European eel)
Lineage: Eukaryota; Metazoa; Chordata; Actinopteri; Anguilliformes; Anguillidae
Gene: rbm45
Product: RNA binding motif protein 45
Exons: 9
Coding region: 205-1608 (467 amino acids)
Molecular function (GO): RNA binding
Source: RefSeq, a predicted model, not a curated record